Molecule: messenger RNA, 438 nt
Organism: Colletotrichum graminicola M1.001
Lineage: Eukaryota; Fungi; Ascomycota; Sordariomycetes; Glomerellales; Glomerellaceae
Exons: 2
Coding region: 1-438 (145 amino acids)
Biological process (GO): kinetochore assembly; replication fork processing; resolution of meiotic recombination intermediates
Cellular component (GO): FANCM-MHF complex; Fanconi anaemia nuclear complex
Source: RefSeq, a predicted model, not a curated record
AUGCCCAAGCAACCGACCCAGCCCACAAAACGUGGCCGGCCGGCCAAGUCUCAGCAAUCCGCGGCCGGCACGAAGCGUAAGGCCGCGCAGCAGCCCGCGCGCAAGAAGUCCGGGCCCUUUGAGCUAUCGGACAGCGACGCGGCGUCGCGGGCGGUCGAGGACGAGGAGGAAGCCGAGGAGCAGAACGAGGAUGAGGACGAGGAGGACGCCGAUGCCCCCGAAAACACCAUCCCACCCGAGCUCCUGACACGGCUCUUGCACGAGUUCUUCGAAAAGGACGAUACGAGGCUGAGCAAGGACGCGAACGCCGCGGCAGGCAAGUACAUGGACGUAUUCGUCAGAGAGGCCAUCGCCCGGUGUAUUCACGAGCGGCCGGGCGGCUUCCUAGAGGUUGAGGACUUGGAGAAGAUUGCGCCGCAGCUGCUCAUGGACUUUUGA